UUUUUCCGGAAAAGAAUGAUAUAAAACAUCUGUUGGAGACUGCACAAUUAGGAAGAUUUUUCGGAGGCAGCUACACAUAAGAACAAAAAAACCUUGGUCUUCUCGAGUGCAUUGCACAAAUGGAGUCUGAGGGAGAUGAAGCCUCCCAUCAACAUCCAAAGAGGAACAAACCGACUAGCAGUGCUCCGUUUUCUUCUACUUCAGUUCAAGAUUCGAGCUCUGAAUUUCCUGUUUUGCAGCAGAUCUAAUCAGUGAAAUCCUCUUCAAGCUGCCGGUAAAAUCACACCUGAAAUUUAAAUCUGUUUCAAAAUCUUGGCUUGGUUUAAUCUCUAGCCCUAAAUUUGUCAAGUCUCAUAUCAACAUAUCUAGUGAUAACAAGUACUACACCCGCCAUAGGUUUAUGUUGGGGUUUGAUCCACCUAAAUAUCAAAAAGGAUUGUUCCAUUAGUUCUUUACUUUAUGAUCAUGUUACUAAGGCAAUUGACUUCGAUUUUCCUCCGAAUAAAUCCAACAAAUCAUCUAUUAAGGCUGUGGGAUCUGCCAAUGGGUUGAUUUGUGUUGUCCUUGGUUAUAGCGAUUUGUUUCUUUGGAACCCAUCAAUUAGGAAGUUCAAGAAAUUGCCUUCUCCUAGAAUUGUUUUCCUUUAUAUGUAUGGUUUUGGAUAUGAUGAACUUAAUGAUGAUUAUAAGGUAGUGUGUCUUACCCAAAAAGUGUAUGACGACGAUUCACGUUAUAAUGUGGACAAAAUAUAUAGUCUGAAAAAUAAUUCCUGGAAACGUUUGGACGAAUUUCGGAUUGGGAAGCUAUCCAAUCAGACGGGUAUGUUUGUGAAUGGGAAACUUCAUUGGGAAAAUACUACUAAGCAUUUUGGUUGUUAUAGUGAUUGGGACGUCAUUUUUAUUGACUUGGCUGAUGGGAGAUGGGGGGAAAUGGAGAAACCUUUCUAUUCAGAAGGAAAACUUAGGUUUGAGCCAUGCCUUGGUGUAUUGGAAAAUGAUCUUUCUAUGUUGUGUCAUCAUCUUGGCAGUCACGCAGAUGUGUGGGUUAUGAAAGAAUAUGGGGUAAAAGAAUCAUGGACAAAGAUGUUUAUCAUCAAGUAUCCUUAUGAUAAUAUGGGGUAUAGUGUAUUUGGUCCACCCUUUUGCAUGUCAAGUGAAGGUGAAAUUUUGUUUAGGAAUGAUUCAGUUUUCAUGAUUUACAAUCCGAAUGAUGACUCGAUCAGAUUUCCGAAGGUUAGCAACUUUGGUCCACUUGUUGAGGCAACGCUCUACGUUGAAAGCCUAGUUUGGCUCUUUGUUGCAAAUGGUACCACGAAUGCAACAACAUCAAAGGACACAAAAUUUACAGAUGAAGACAUUCGUGUGAUCAAUAAAUAGUAAGCGUUCUCUAUUCAUUUUUAUCAAGAGCUAUUUAAUUUAUUUUUUUUCUCAUUUAUAAAACAA
Messenger RNA from Capsicum annuum, 1442 nucleotides. Its product is annotated as F-box/kelch-repeat protein At3g23880-like. The record is from RefSeq and is a predicted model, not a curated record. The coding region runs from base 648 to 1376 and encodes 242 amino acids. Lineage: Eukaryota; Viridiplantae; Streptophyta; Magnoliopsida; Solanales; Solanaceae. The transcript has a single exon.